UUCAGAUUUUGGCUUAUGUAAAUACUGAUUAACUUUAUAUAUAUAUAUAUAACUUGAGCAUUGAAUAGUUGCUGUUUAAAAAGAUCCUGAAUUUUUCUAAAGUUAUAUUGCCAAAAUAUUGAAUUCCGAUUUUUCUGUCGGGCUCGUGCAUGGGGACCUACAGUGGACUAACAUGAUUGGGGAGUAGAAAACUUUACACGAAUAGUUGUGAAAAUGUCUCUAUGCAGCACGGACCCAGAGUUCGUGUUCGCACUUCGGACCAAAGGAGACAACCGUACAGAGAGGGAGUUAAAUGUCAUUUAUUCUCGUCUCAAUCGAAUGGAAAUCCUCUCAAGUAUGAGGGAACAAAGUCUCCGCGGUAUUUGUACCUUGGUCCGAUACGAAAAACAUGACGCAAAUGAAAUUCUAUACAGGAAAGAUGAUGCGUGCAGAUGUUGGUACAUUCUCAUGUCUGGAUCAGUCUUCAUACAAGGGUCUAUGUUUCUACCACAUGCGUGCUUUGGUAAACAAAUACCUGGUACAAAACGUAGAGGUUGCCAAUGUUUGGUUCUGGAAUCUUCUGAAAUGAUCGCAAUUGAUUACCCCGACAUGGCAAUACACAGCAGUGGAAUGACCUCUCGACCUCAUGCCAUGCUACGACAUGACACCGGACAUCAUUCGCCACGAGGUGCACUUGACAGCGUCGCCGAAGUUGACACAUCUUCAGCAGAGAGUUCACCCUUACACCAGUCUAGAAGCAACAGUAUGCAUAAGUCAUCCAAUGGUCAAAUAAUGGUUGGGGGAGACAAUGUAUCUCAGUUCUCAAAAGACACAGAAGAGAUGGAUGAUUACUCAGAGCAAGAUCUGGAGGAGGAAGAUUCCAUCUCACUUCAUUCUUCUUCUUCCAUCAUCAUCAAAGAUCUUGUUAUCGAUGUUUUAAAGAAAGAUAUUUCGGAUAGAAACGGAGAUGAUUUAGAAAUUCUUCUUGAAUUCACAAAAAGCUUGCAAGCGUUUUCAAAUUUAACGGAACCCAUACGAAGAGCUUUAUGUAAAGUGAUGGUUUUUGCAUGGGUGGAAAAAGCUGGCACUGUUGUGCUUAAGGAUAACGAAUUGCUUGACUCAUGGUCAGUUAUAAUCAACGAUGUACAAGUCCGUAAAGAUGGGACAGAAGAAGACGUAUGCUUGAGUAUGGGGGAUAGUUUUGGUGUACAACCCACUCUCCAACCUCAGCAGCAUAAUGGAGUUAUGUACACAAUGUGUGACGAUUGUCAGUUCCUGUGCAUAGCCCAGCCCGAGUAUUGCCAAGUUCUCCAUCAAGGUCAAGAAAAUAUACAGAAUGUUUAUAAUGAAGCUGGAGAUCUUGUUAUGGUGAAAGAGAAGCGAGAAUUUGAAGGCGGAACGAAGAUUGGAAACAUUGUUAUUAGGGGCAAUGCCGACAGUUUAAUGCAUCACCUGCUCGAAGAGAAUUCCAUAGACACAACAUAUACAGAAGAUUUUCUUCUAACGUACCGUGCUUUUAACAACGACCCGCUGAAAAUAUCAAACAAAUUACUCGAGUGGUUUGACAGCGUUAUGUUUCGAGAUAAAGUUAUCCGCGUUAUACUUCUCUGGAUAAACAAUCAUUUCAAUGACUUUGAAUGUGACUGGCGUAUGAUGAAUGUUCUGGAGAAAUUUGAGGAGAAAUUACACCAAGCAAACUUGCAUGGACAAACUAAGCUCUUUAACAUUGCUUGUACAGCUAAAGCCCAAGCCAGAACCGUUACAAUUACUCGUCCUUCCAGCGAGGCAGAGCUUUGCUUCCAAAUACUUGGGGGGUCUGAGAAAAACUUUCCUAUCUACAUUUCAUCUGUUCUAGAAGGUUCGGAGGGUGAAACUAAAGGGGUCAAACGAGGUGACUUACUGCUUGAAGUAAACGGUCAAAACUUUGAAAAACUAACUCUAGAAAAAGCUACAGCGAUUUUGAAGAAAAACACAGAAUUACGCCUUACUUUGAAAACAAGUUUAUUUGCUUUCAAAGAGAUGGUCUCAGAACUGAGUAAUCCUCAAAAGAAGAAAAAGCACAAAACGGAUGAAAAAAACAUCUUUUUCCCUCCCGGGCAGCGUGGGGGUCGAAUGUCUCUCACUAUGAUGAGUGAAACAGAUGCUUUUGACCAAAAACACAAAAAAGGCAAUUCUUUAGGCGGCAAAACGAAACGUUUAAUGGCAAAAUUUAACGUUUUGCCCAAGAUGCCUUCAUUUGAUGGAGGAGACUCUAGAGUUACAAUGGAUGAUGGUUUUUUGACCGAAUCUUCCGAGCAAAAAAGAAUGGUCCCUGGUUCUUCUAAUACCAUUGAUGGAUUGAGGUCUUUUAAACAAACUGCUGCCAUUAGUUUGAGUAAUCCUGACUUACUGGAUCCUGCAGGGUUUACAGAGCUUUUAACCUUAGCAGCAGAAGUCCCAGAAGAUGUAAUCAAAGUC
Messenger RNA from Ciona intestinalis (vase tunicate), 2436 nucleotides. NCBI's taxonomy places the organism in Eukaryota, Metazoa, Chordata, Ascidiacea, Phlebobranchia, Cionidae. The record is from RefSeq and is a predicted model, not a curated record.